Messenger RNA from Amaranthus tricolor (Joseph's coat), 1431 nucleotides. RefSeq lists its product as uncharacterized. Gene Ontology annotation, biological process: vacuolar proton-transporting V-type ATPase complex assembly. Bases 437 to 1093 code for a protein of 218 amino acids. NCBI's taxonomy places the organism in Eukaryota, Viridiplantae, Streptophyta, Magnoliopsida, Caryophyllales, Amaranthaceae. Gene Ontology annotation, cellular component: endomembrane system. The record is from RefSeq and is a predicted model, not a curated record. The transcript is spliced from 5 exons.
UUUCUACUACAUUCAUAAUCAACUUAUUGAAUAUCAAAUCAUAUUCAAACAUAUGUUUAUACUCUUAGCUAAAACUCAACUUAUAUUCUAUAGUGCCCCACGUGUUUUAUUUAAAAAAAAAAUCGAAAACAGGGGAGGGGAUUGUUAGUAUUACUCAUUUACUCAAUACAACUCUUCCUCCACCUCCACUGUCGCUGCCGCACUCCCGCACCACGCCACCGCCGGCUACUGCUCCAUCACAGACGCCUUCCGCCGCUGCUGCCUGGUGCUUUGACGUUUUCGGUGCUGCUGUGGGUUGCUCGAAGCCUCGAAUCGAACACAGUCGAACUCGAAGGUUUUCAAACCCUAAUCCCUAAAAUCGAAAAUUUUGAUUUUGUUUGAGUAUUGACCAUUACUUGCAAAGUCUGGCUACAAUCAAUUGAUUUCUUGAAAAAGAAUGAGCGAAAGAAUGAGCGAAAAAAGUGAAUCGGAAACUUCAACUACAACAAUGAAUUCAACAGGCUUGAUUUUAUCAAACACAGAAGCAUUGACGUCUUUCCUUAAAUCUUCAUCAUCAAAUCUCCCCGAAGAUCUCCAACAAUCUGCACUCACUCUCUGCUCUCAACCCUCAAUUUCUUAUCAAUCUCUGCGAUCAAUCUGGGCUGCAUCUGAUCCCCAUAGUAGACCUUCUCUUAUUACUCUUCUUCGUGGUUCUUCUUUCCUGUUCACUAGCCCUGAACCUAGAGAAAAGAGUGAAGAACUUAAAGCAAGAUUGAGGAAGCUAGAGGAGUUGGCUGAGAGGAAAGCUUAUGCAGAGCUUGUGAAAGAUAUUACUCCAAAGAAAACGCCUGAUGAGCCCUUCUCGUCUUAUAAGGACCAACUUGGAUUUGGCCUACAUGUUGUGGUCAUAAUGUUUACCGGUUACCUUGUCGGAUACAUUGCAUUCAGAGCAUUAUUUGAUCGCAACCCUGCCAUGAGCACUGCAGGAGGGAUCCUUGGUUUGGCACUUGGCAUGCUUUUGGAAACAGUUCUUUUCAUCAUUCGAACUACUGAAAACGAGAGAUCUUCAACAUCUCGAAAGCCUUCUAACCUGAAGAUCAAGAAAAAUCUUUAGGUCAUCUGGAAACAGUUCUUUUCUGGUUUUUGGUAUGUUCCUAAGGAAUAAAGAUCAGUUGUCGAUGAAGUUAACAAUAACCAACAUUGUUGCUGGAAUCAGCUUGAAGUUUCGUGUAUACACCGCCUUAACCAAUAAUUAAUGCUCAUAUCAAUUAGUGUAACAUUCAGUUUCUUGUAUGAUAUGAGUAUCACAAAAACAUAGGCCGAGAAUGAGACCGUCAUUUUGGGCUAGCCUAAUUUCGCGUGUGAUACGACUACUUCUCUUCCCUUUAUUCCAUCUUCCCUGUCACAGCUCUCCAUUUUUUUCCAUAAUUAAACUUUCUCUUCUUUGCUCUA